Messenger RNA from Aspergillus eucalypticola CBS 122712, 1259 nucleotides. RefSeq lists its product as uncharacterized. Bases 1 to 1044 code for a protein of 347 amino acids. NCBI's taxonomy places the organism in Eukaryota, Fungi, Ascomycota, Eurotiomycetes, Eurotiales, Aspergillaceae. The transcript is spliced from 3 exons. The record is from RefSeq and is a predicted model, not a curated record.
AUGGAGCAAGAUGAGGCGGGAAAUACCAUCUCUUUAUGCAACAAUGCGCCAAUAAAGACCGGUCUGUUGACAAUGAGCAAGCGUCGCAUCUCAGAAACUAUAUCACCAUCUCCUGAUCCAUCACCGGCAGCAGUAUCCCCAGCAGCAGCAGCAUCGGCACCAGCACCUAAACGACGCCGAAUGCGACGACAACACCACAGACAGUAUUUAUCCGUCGAUCCUCCAUCUCCGGAGGACUACUACCACGCCUCACCUACUACUACUACUACUCCGGUAUCACCUACUAUCCCCCCUGCACCAUCAUCCCCUCCACCACUACCACUACCACCAAGAACAACCCCCCGUUAUCGACAAAUCCUCCCAAAACCAGCAUUCACCUCCACUUCCACCCCAAAACCCCCUACACACUCACCUCACCCUCACCCUCAACCCCAACCCCAACCCCCCAAAGGAAAAAACCCCAAGAGUGAAACAAGAAAAACCAAAAUCCACCCGCACCUCCCCCCCAUCCUACACCACCUCCGCACACCCCUCCACCCACUCGUCUCCAGCACAACAGGCCACGAACACCCCGACUUCCCUCUCUCCUUACUGCAAUACCACCUCCUCACGUCGGAUCAACUGGACAGACUCGCUGUGCAUUUCCAUCAGGUGCAUCCGCCGGUGCGUGGCUCGUUCUGGUAUCCGGUGAGGAUUGUGCCGUGGCUUAGAUGGGAUGGUGGGAAGGGGAGGUAUGUGGAUAUGGAUAUCGGUGAGGGUGUGGGUGUGGGGCUGGAGGUAAAGAGGAGGAGGUUUGGGAGGUUUAUUGGACUUAGGGGGUGGAGGAAAGGGCGGGGGAGAAGGAGGGAGGUGGAGGUGGGGAUGGAGGUGGAGGAGGGGGAGAUUAGGGAGGAAGAUGUUGGGGUGGAUGAGGAGGAAGAGGAAGAGGAAGAGGAAACGGCGGAGGAGAUGUUGGCAAGGAUGGAGAGGGAGUGGUUUGAGGCGAUGAUGAGGGCGAGGUAUGAGGGGGAGUAUGCGAUGAGGUGGAAGAUGGGGAGGGGUUGAUCAUUUACUUACUACUAUUAUUUGUUAUCAUGGUUGGGUUUAUGUUGCUGGGACAUGUAUUCGUUGGAUUAUAUAUUCGUUAUGAGUGUGGGUAUACUAUAUAGUAUGGCGUUAUGGUGAACUUCAUUUGUUGAGCUAAUGCCCCAUCCCUCUCACCCAAUUCUCCUCCACAAUUCGCCAAUACUUCUCGCGACUGUGCAUUCGGAACGACUUCC